Plasmopara halstedii is the source of this 639-nucleotide messenger RNA. RefSeq lists its product as hypothetical. The transcript has a single exon. The coding region runs from base 1 to 639 and encodes 212 amino acids. The record is from RefSeq and is a predicted model, not a curated record. NCBI's taxonomy places the organism in Eukaryota, Oomycota, Peronosporomycetes, Peronosporales, Peronosporaceae.
AUGACUCCAGAGUACUUCAUGGCAAGUGUACCCAUUUCUUUCGAGUACCCGGAAGGAAACGCAGCCAAAUCUGUCGCUGAUGCACUACCUAAUGGUGCGGAUUUGCUGCUGCAGGUAUUGCUGCCUUUAGCUGAAAAAUCGAAGCUGCCGAUUGCACUUAAAUUUGACAGUGUGCGUCCAAUCAAUGCUCGCUACGGUGUAGCGGGUGAUGGUGUGAAACCCAGUAAUGUUGACAUUCUGAUUAAGCUGUGCAAUAAUUUCCCGCGAGUCAAGUUCUUAGCUACUUUCUUAUCACGUGUCAACCAACAUGAGGUGACAGUGACGGCCAACAAAUUUCGCAACUUGCAUUUGUAUGGCUGCUGGUGGUAUUGCAACAAUCCGUCAAUUAUUGAAGAAUUGACUCGCAUGCGCAUUGAGAUUUUAGGAACAGCGUUUACAAGUCAGCACUCGGACGCGCGAGUUUUGGAUCAGCUUAUUUACAAGUGGAGUCACUCGCGUGAAGUCAUUGGUGAAGUAUUGGUGGAUAUGUAUGAGAAACUCUUUGCAACAGGAUGGAAACUAUCGAAGAGUGAUAUUGAACGCGACGUGCAACGUUUGUUUGGUCAGAGCUAUGAAGAAUAUAUGGCCAAGGACAUGUAA